This is a messenger RNA of Gadus chalcogrammus (walleye pollock), 3153 nucleotides long. Its product is annotated as E3 ubiquitin-protein ligase TRIM7-like. The record is from RefSeq and is a predicted model, not a curated record. NCBI's taxonomy places the organism in Eukaryota, Metazoa, Chordata, Actinopteri, Gadiformes, Gadidae. The transcript is spliced from 3 exons. Bases 253 to 1905 code for a protein of 550 amino acids. Gene Ontology annotation, molecular function: protein binding; zinc ion binding.
CCCGCCCUUAAAGAGCCAGUGACUCUGAUUGGUUGAAUGGUACUGUACUCUGCACAUUGACAAUAAAGUUGAAUCGAAGCUUAUGACCGAGAUCACUUCACGGAAACGAAACUCAAACCGGAAUGCGAGACCAGUGGAGCGACGGACCAGCACAGCGUCAGACCAGUAGAGCGUCAAGGUUCCUCAAGAAACGAGCUUCUCCUAGACAGGGCGUUCCACGCUGCCAGGCGAUCACACAGAUCAUGCCGGUCCAUGUCCUCCCCAACAAAUGUGUCUGAGGACCAGCUCCAGUGUCCCAUCUGUUUCCUGGUCUUCACUGAUCCCGUUUCCACGCCAUGUGGUCAUAACUUCUGCAAGGCCUGCAUCAACCGGUUCUGGACCGACCAGACGGCGCCGUGCUGCCCGUGCUGCCGGCAGCCCUGCAGACCCUCGGAGAUCAGGGUGAACACCGGCCUGCGGGACAUCUUGGAGCUCUUCAUCAGCACCCGAGAGGAGGAGGGCUCCGUCGCUCGGCCAGGGCAGGUGCCUUGCGACGUCUGCCGUGGCUCCAAGCUCAGGGCCCAGAAGACCUGCAUGGUGUGUCUGGUGUCCUACUGCCGCAACCACCUGGAGCCGCACCGCAGGGUGCCCGGCCUCAUGAGGCACCAGCUGGAGGAGCCGCUGCAGAACCUGGCCGGCCGCGUGUGCCAGAAGCACAACAAGGUGCUGGAGGUGUUCUGCAGGGAGGAGCAGGUGUGCGUGUGCGUCCUGUGUAUGAAGGAGGAACACCUGACCCACCAGACCGUCUCCCUGGAGGAGGAGGCCGCAGAGAGGAGGACUGGUCUAGGAGUCAGGGCGCUCCAUUUGAAGGAGCAGCUGAAACAUAAAGCCUUUGAGAUUCAAGACGCAAAGAGAUGCAUGGAGGACAGAAGGAGGGAGGUGGAGACAGACACGCAGGAGUGCGUGACGACUUUUGAAUGUCUAGUUGAUUCUGCUCAGGCCCACAUGAAGCAGAUGCUCGGAGUGAUGAAGGAGAGGCAGAAGUCAGAGGAGGAGAAGGCUACACAUCAUCUCAGAAAGCUCCACUUUGAGCUAGCAGAGUUCCACCAGAAGAGCAAGGAGAUGGAGGAGCUCUGCCAGACCAAGGAUCCCCUCCUCCUCCUCAACGGCUCCUCCGGGCCCCUCCCCGCCCCCCCGGCUCCCGGGGGCCCCACUGGGGGCGCCGUCCGGCAGCAGCCGCUGUGGGCGGCGGAGGUGAAGGCGUUGGUGCAGAGGGUGGAGGAGACUCUGAGCAGGGAGAUGAAGAGGGUCCUGGCUGGGGAGGAGGACGAGCUGAAGGCCCAGCAGCGCCACUGGGUGGAGGUGGACCUGGACGCUGACACCGCCCACCCCGGCUUGGUACUCUCCCAAGAUAAGAAAAGAGUGAAGGACGGAGGGCCGCUGACCCAAGACCCUCUCCCCAAAAACCCCAAGAGGUUUGACUCCCACCACUGUGUUCUGGCCAAGAAGGGCUUCUCAUCGGGGCGUUUCUACUUCCAGGUGGAGGUCAGGGGUCAGACGGGGUGGGAGGUGGGGGUGGUCAGAGAGUCCAUCCAGAGGAAGGGUCCCUGGAUGUGCCUCCGCCCCCAGCAUGGUGUCUGGACCCUGGGUCUCUACGAUGGGCAGUACCAGGCCAACGCCAGCCCCCCCGUGCCCCUCCACCUGGGGCAGCUGCCCCAGAAGGUGGGGGUAUCUGUGGACUACGAAGGGGGCUGCGUCUCCUUCUAUGACGUGGACUCCAGGACCCUGAUGUACUGCUUCAGCGGCUGCUGCUUUAACGACUUGUGGUUCAGCAAGUACAAAGGAACCAACAUCCUCCCCUUCUUCCGGCCCAGUGACAGACCUGGCGAUGGGCCUCUGAUCAUCAGUCCCGUCCACCAGCGCUGAGGUUAAGGUGUGUGUGACGCACAGGGUAGAGGGGGCCGUCAACCCCCUGCCCACCGGGUUCCAUCCCCACGGUGUGGGUCGUACAGGACUUCUCCUCCAGGGCAUCAGGGGCUGCUGGCUGUUGGGGCGUUGAGGAGCCCAGAUCAACACAACCUUUACCUCUCACACCUUUAAAGGUUGGAGGGUUUUGUUCAUCCAUACCUCCGGAUCCGGAUUGCGCGACUUUGAAAAUUGAACUUUCAUCUACGCUUGACGCUUGCACAGAAGCAUACGGCCAACAUCUUUCUUUAUUCUGGGUGGAAAUAGUUACAUAGUUACGCCACUAAAUGCGUUUUUGGAAACAUUUUUAGCGAGAAAUGUGCAUUUUACUUUCAUAAUGUUCGCUCGGUGAAUGUGAAGGAUGUUUGGUUUGAUAGUUAUGACGAAGAGGGAACGCUCCGUUCACUUGCAUGGACAUGGACUCAUCUAGCUGCGUUGGCGCGUUGACACGUUGGAAGAGUUGAACCACCACACACUGAUCAAGCAUCAGGUUAGGGGCGUUACUCGCGUUAUCCAACGCGAGUAACGCGGUUGGUGUGGCCGUACCAUUACUGUAUAUGCCUGAUAUAUAUCUAUAUAUAUAUAUAGGCCUGAUAAUACUCAUAGUUAAUAUAAAAGUAAUUGUUAUUUCUCCCAUAGUGCUGCUGUCAAGGCAUUAAAGUUUGCUUUAAGAGUCUACUUGAAUGUGCUGACUUAAUUUGAACACAUUUGGUUAUGCAGAUGCAUAUUGAUGAUAUUGAUGAUAUUGGUGAUUCUUUAUAAUGGUCAGUUGGUCUUGGUUCAUGCAGCUGAGCACAUGUUACCGGGAAGUAGCUAAUCGUUUGUGCCUAUACACUAUUAGUCUGUAAGAACCUGAUUCUUUGAACUGCUAUAGUUAAUUAUUCUGUAUAAGGCUAAUUCCUGCAAUAGUCCUGCUAUGUAAAAUUAUUUUCCCUUUCUAUUUCUGUAUUGUGUUGCAGUUUUACAAAAUAAAUGUACAAAUCCCAUGGAGACUUCAGUAAAUGUUACAAAAAAGUCAAGCGUUUUGGAUUCAUUGGAGGAUUUGAAGGUUGUUCUCUAGCUGUCAGUGCGAGGGCAGCACAGUAAUAGUUAACUUUAACCUUUACUGACUCGUUUGAAGUGUGAGUGAAGGCCAAGGAUUUUUGCUCAAUAGCUUCUGAGUUAUGGGACCCAGACACCCCAGACCAAUGCAGACCUGUCCUGCUAUGU